Messenger RNA from Alosa alosa (allis shad), 2115 nucleotides. RefSeq names its product brambleberry (gene bmb). Bases 104 to 1945 code for a protein of 613 amino acids. The record is from RefSeq and is a predicted model, not a curated record. The transcript has 13 exons. NCBI's taxonomy places the organism in Eukaryota, Metazoa, Chordata, Actinopteri, Clupeiformes, Clupeidae.
AACAGAAAGUUAAAUUAGAUUUCACAUGAUACAUCUGUGGACAAGACCCAUUGAAAACUGAAUCCACGACCAAACUCAUCUUAUAUCGACUGGAGUGUUUAAGAUGCAUCUCUGGGUGUCUAGUUUGGCACUGUGGAGUCUCUUGGUAAUAUGCACCCAGUGUGGCACAGUGGGGGCCCUUUUUGACUGGCUGAAGGAAACGCCAACACCAACCCCUGCCCCACCACCAGUUGGUCCAGCUGCUGUGCCAAAUGACCCUCCCACCUUUGAAAUGCGUGUGGUGGAUGAGAAGUUUCUUGCUGAGGGCAAUAUGAUGCAACUUAGCCCUCUAGACAGUUGUCAUUUACGGGUUAUCGGUCAGCUGAGGUCUACUUGUGAUGGUUUGUCAGAGGAGAGUCUGGCCAAACUGGGUGUGGCACUUUUUAACUGCCAAGCGGAGGUGGAGGGUCGGCGGACUUACCCCUGCACAGAGGAAAUGUUCUUAAAAGAGUGCACUGCCAACAUGGAUUCUGACACCUGGAAUGCUUACCACAUAGUGAGCAACAGAGCACGCUCCGUGUGUUAUGCCACUCGGCAGCAGCACUUCAGACGACGGGCCGAGCUCACAGUCAACGCCCUCAUAGCCACGGCAACCAGCCAGCUUGAUGCCAUGGAGGACCUAAAGGAAGGCCAGAAAGAACUGCGGGACCUGACCGCAGCAUCUCUUGAUAAGUUGCUAGAUGGGCACAAUGUCCUACAGCUCCAGCAGGGGGUGCUCAGAGAUGGUCAGGAACAGCUUGAUGCCUCCAUCAGUGCCAACCUGCAGACACUGGCACAGGAGAAGGCCCUCAUCAGCACCGGGCAGGAGUUGGUAGCACAGCUCAUCCAGGGCAUCUCUCAAAGAAUGGAGAACGUAAGUGAGCAGUUGCAGGCUCAAGGUUCUGAAGUGCAAGAUGGUCAUCAGGCUAUUCUGGAUGACCUGGCAGAAGUUAGAGGCCGUGCCCAGGACAUCUACAGUAAAAUAGAGGGCAACAUGGUUGGGUUCUUGCAACAGCAAAAUGACACAGCACGGUUCUACUCUGAGCUCAUGGGGAAGCUGGAACGCAUGAACAGCACUCUGGGGUACCUGCUACUUUAUCUGGACAACAUGCAGGGACGACUGGAGGACCGACUACACAUUAUCCAGAGAUACCUGGGAUGGGCAGGUAUGAAUAUUCGUGCUGUCUGGACCUGUGUGAUGCAUGCUGGGUACUUCCUGUUGAGUGCUGUGCUGCUGUCCUUCCUUCAGUGCCCCACGUUCUCUCGUCUCUCUCUUAUGGUCACAGUGCCCCUCAAUGCUGUUGCAGAAGUCAACCAGCAAUCUGCCUUCGACCUGUUCACACUUACAUUCCUGUUGUUCACUCUCUCCUUAGGACGCUGGUUUGUACUACAGAUGCUGUGGGUAGUGUCCAGGAUUAAGGGGGGCACUCCUCCUGUGGCUCUGUGUGGUCCUCCAGGCAAAGUGAUUGAAGAGGAUGUUCCUGAGUACGAGUCUCGUCCAUCGUCCACUCCCAAGAAGGAAUACCUGGACAGUGGUACAGGAUUGGAAAUUGAUGGUCAAAUCAGCUUCAUGGCAGGUGACCCCAGUCUGGUGGCUGUUUCUCCCCCACAACCACAAUGGCGGUCUCGAUUUGGCGGACCAAGCCUGUGCACAACAAACCAUUCAACACCUGUGGUUAAAAACAAGCCUGGUCUAUCUGGAGUUGUCUUUGAGAAUAUCGCCCAACGGAAUCUUGCAGGGGUCCUGGACACGGUUGACCAGUCUUGUAAUUCCAGCAUGAAUCACUCCAGUGCCAGCAAUGGCUCCAUUUCAGGACGUCCUCUGUGUGGUGGGACCACAAAGUUGGGGCACCCCUGUAAGAAGAGAGCCGUGCUGGGCCAGGACUUCUGCCGUGUUCAUGAGGCCGGCCACAUGUCUCACAACUGAUUAUGAUGCUGUUAAAUUACACCCCCUGCCUGAAAGACAUAAUGAAGGCAUACCUUUAUGUAUUUUUAAUCAUGCUUUUAACUAGGGUUUUGUAUCUGUCUAUUUAUAUUUACGGUUCCCUCCCACACACACAUUUUCCCCUCAAAGUUUCUGCAUGUGUGUUUUUUUUU